AAAGAUUCUCCAGCAACCCUUCUCAAACUUUUUCACGUUAACGAUGUAACUUCCUAGAUUCGAAUCACGUUAGGUGCGAAUCUUCUAACGUAUUAUCCGGGUAUCAGUGGCGGAUUUGACGGGGGGUAGCAACAAGUAUCAUUUCCGGUCGAUGUACGUAUCGAAAUGAUUUCGGCUGAUGUAGACUUGAUUGCGUUUGUGUCGCGAAAUUUCGGACGGAUGGAUUCAGCCAGUGUGAUUUGUUGUUUGGUUGCAUUUUUGCUCUAUUAUAACACACUGGAGGCCGGUUUUGUCUACGACGACCGGCGUGCCAUCUUGGGAAACACAGACCUCCUUUCCAAAAACCCAUGGACAGAAAUAUUCCACAAUGAUUUCUGGGGAACGAGACUCAACGAAUCAGGAUCUCACGGAUCCUACAGGCCUCUAUGUGUUCUGACAUACCGUCUGAACUACCUCCUCAACGGUUUUCAACCAUGGGGUUACCACUUGGUGAACAUAGUUCUUCACUGCCUGGCUACCCUCCUACUGAUCAAAGUAUCCCGGAGGCUGCUUCCAAAGUCGAAGCAAGAACUGGGCUCAGCAGUUACAGGCCUAACAUUUGCCGCCCAUCCAAUACACACAGAAGCUGUAGCUAGCGUAGUUGGUAGAGCAGAUCUAGCGGCAUGUAAUCUAUUUUUGUUAGCAUUCCUAGCCUUUUCGAAACAUGUGAAACUGAGAGACAAUAAUAAAGAUAGAGAUAAAGAUAAAGACGAUUAUAAUACAUCGAAGCACGGGCUACAUAAGCAGAUCAACUCCAAAUAUCAGAAGAUCGUUCAUUCCCUUCACAAGAACGUGACCAGCUGCCAUUGGACCAGGAGAUGCAGCAAAGAGAUGAGAACUGAGUCCCAUUGUGUGGUCCAGAAAGUGUACGCUACUGCAGAGAUGGAGGAAUGCGAGCAGUACAGCUCGAAGAGGAUUAAAGUAUGGACGUAUUUGUCCGCUUCUAUUGUAUUGGCAGCAGCGUCUAUGUUGAGCAAGGAAACUGGAAUAACUGUCGUCGGUGUCUGUUUGCUUUAUGAUUAUGUGUACUCCUCCGCAUCGAGUAAGAAAAAGUGGCAAACAGCUCUUCCCCUGGUGAUAUCGACAGUGAUCAUCCUGAUGUUCCGGCUGCAGAACAAACCUCCGAACUUCUCAACAGCCGACAACCCCACAUCGAAAGAACCCAAAUUCCUCACCAGGUUCCUGACAUUCAGCUACCUACCAGUCUUCAACAUCUGGCUUCUCCUGUUCCCUUCGACCCUCAGCUUCGACUGGGGCAUGGACGCCAUACCCAGGUUAUCAUCACUGGCAGAUCCUCGAAGCUUCCUCACCAUCAUGUUCUACGUCAUCCUCAUCGUGACGGUGAAAUACUGCCUCAACAGCAUAGCGUCAAACCACGACCUGGACAAAAGGCAUUACCGGAAGCGGGAUACCCGAAGGACCAAAUCGUGUACAGUGUGUAAUCAUUGCAUGGCCGACUGCCACACGACUUCUUGCCGCACGAACAACAAUAAUAACAGUGUGAACGGCCACUUACCGUGUAUGUGUUUGAGGCAUUUCAGAUCGACGUCAGCGACGACGUCGGACAACAGGAGAAAUUUGAAAACGUCUCACGUGGUGCUGCUAUCGAUCGGGUUUUUGGCUAUGCCCUUCCUGCCGGCCACCAAUCUGUUCUUCUACGUCGGCUUCGUGGUGGCGGAACGCGUGCUUUACAUCCCGAGCAUCGGUUGGUGUUUAUUGCUCGGCCUGGCGUUCUCCUCCGUGUGGAAUAACACGAGAUACCGGCCGUCGCUCGUCGUGUGUCUCGUGACGGUGCUGGUGGCGUUCGGAGUCAAAACCGUGCUCAGGAACGGGGUCUGGUUCAACGAGGAGUCCCUGUAUCGAUCGGCGGUGCCGGUGAACCCUCCGAAAGCAUAUGGAAACCUUGGGAGUAUAUUGAGUAGCCAAGGAAGGACAUAUGAAGCAGAAGUAGCAUUCAGAAAAGCUUUGGAAUACAGGCCUAACAUGGCGGAUGUCCAUUACAACCUAGGCAUAAUACUCCAAGGAAGUAAGAGAUUAGAAGAAGCCAUAGAAAGUUAUAAACGUGCCAUUCACUUCAGACCAACUCUAGCAUUGGCUUAUGUAAAUUUGGGCACGGCACUGAUUGCAAUUGGAAGGUGCGAAGAGGCAAUUUCUAUCCUGAAACAAGGCUCUAAAUUAGAUGGAACUGGUUUGAAGGACCAGAAAGAACAUGAUAGUGCUAGAGUAUCUGCGCUUCUGCAACUUGGAGCUCUAUAUUCAGACCAAGGCAGACUUCAAAAAGCGUUGGUGACAUAUAGAGAGGCUGUGUAUUCCUUGCCUAACCACUAUCCACCACAAAGUGUAUUCAAUGUUCUCGGAGAGACACUGGCCAGGCUCCAGCAGGAUGAGGAGGCUGAGAGUUGGUACAGAGCAGCACUAAACGCGCAACCUGAUCACGUGCCCGCGCAUAUCACCUAUGGAAAACUUCUGGCCAAAAAUGUCAGUCGUCUCAGUGAAGCAGAACAAUGGUUUAGAAGGGCUCAGAAACUCGCUCCUGGGGAUCCUAGUGUAUAUCAUUACUAUGGUGAAUUCCUAGCUUCCACAAAGCGAUACAAAGAAGCGGCUGUGCAUUAUGAAAGAGCUGCACAGCUUAGACCGAUUGAUUUCGAACUGGCUGUGGCAGCAGCAACAGCUAUGAGGCAGGCAGAACGAUACGAAGAAGCUGAAAUGUGGUAUAGAAGAGCAGUUGAAAUCAAACCGAUGGAUGCCCGCAGCUACACAAACCUUGGUGCCAUUCUCCAUUUGAACAGGAAGUACGCAGAAGCUGCUUCGAGCUACAGGCACGCUCUCAAACUACAACCUAACGAUGCCACAACCAUCACGAAUCUUCACAAACUUCACGCUAUCACAUCGACCUGACAUUGACCGUAGGACGAUGCACAGGCGUACCAAGGAUCGACUGAAAAUUGUUACCAAAAUCAUGACUGAAAAGUGAGAUGAUUUCAUGUUACGAAAACAGAUUAACUUCAAAUGGGGCCACGAAGGAUGAAACUCAACUCUGAAUGUUGGGUCAGGUUAUUUUACCUAACCACAAUUCAGAAAAACAAAUAUUUGUAUGGGGUAUAGACCAUAUGAGGGAGAUGAGGCGGGGAACUUCAAUCUCUUUUUCAGUUAGACCGUUAGCUCAUUAAAUGUCAUUCCUUCAACUUUACUGCAAUAAAAAAAAACAUUUUUCCCAUUUCUUGGAGCGUUCUACUCUUCAAGGAAAGACCUAUGGGCUUUUGUCAACAUGAAUCACCCCUUCAAUUUUGAACAAAGAUUAACCAUCUAAAGACUUCAUACUCUCGAAGACCUUUCGGCAUCUUAUAGAUGUCUCUGUUAGUUUGUACAGAUUCAUUUAUAUUCAACUUAAGUAAACCUUCCUCAAAAAACUAUAAUCAAAAGUCAGUGAUAAAUUUUAGGUUUGCCCUCAAAAAAAUUAAUGAAUAUAUUUUGGUCGGCAAAUUAGAAUGAAGCUUGUUCUAAACCCGUUCCGAAAGAAGUGGCAUAUUAUACCAAAACCUUUGUCAGGCAUAAAACGCUUAACAAUUGACGCACAAAUACCACAUAUGGAAACCUACAACACUGGUUUCAAUUUGUAUUCAAUACAAGGUCAUAUAUAAAAGUGAGUGUAUGUUUCCAUCAAAUAAUAGACACGCACUUGAGAUGAGGAGGUACCUAAUAUUUAAUGUCUCUGCGUGAUUUUUGAGUUGAACUUCCAUGUUCAAAACUCGAGUACGGAUCUCUUUCCAAGACAAUGACUCACCUCACUAAUAUGGUCUAUACUUUAUAGGGAUAGAUUUUGUUCAGAUUUCAACAGGAGGAUUAAAAAUUUAUUCUUCCAUUUCUCUACCACCACUUUAUCCGUUUGUGUCUUCCUCUUAUAAAACGCUAGAAGAAUUAAUAGUUCUGCAUGAAUUGCAAAUAGCAGAAUUCAGGUCAUCAAUCUGAACUGUUUUGCAAAUCCAUUUAGGUCCCAAUUUACGGGAUCGAUAUAGAGGUCUGCCUGUUUAUUGAUGGGACUUAAUCUAUGGGUUGAGUCCCCGGUUUCUGCUAAACCCAUCUAUCGAUAUAUGGUAUUUUGAAACCGCCGACGAUAAUGCGUGAUGUGCCCUCAUCAAGUCUUAAGUGAUGUUGUGGUUUGAAGACAGACAAAGCUGAUAACGUUAACAUGCUCUAAUCAUUGCCAUUCGCCAUUUGGAGGCUGGAUUCCUGCAGCUUUGUUUACCGGGUCCUAAACAAACCUUCGUUAGAUCUUCUGAUAGAAUAAUGCGGUAAUCCUAAUGAGCUAAAUGUACCGAGAAUGUUCAUUUUGGGAAUUUUAUACUUUGAUUUGGUAGUUAUUAGAUUUGAACAAUCGCAGAAGAAGAGUGAAUGUAAAGGUUGCAAGGGGUUUGUUCCUUUCAUUAGAAUGAAAAAUACCAAUGCCAAUAAAGAUCCAGAAAGAGUGCUUUCAGAUCAUGAUAACAAAAAAAAAAUAAAAUCCCAAUGUGAAAAUCUUGUUACGAAUCAAACGUGCUAGUGGAAGAACUCAUCUUAGACAUCAAGACUGGCAAUAAAGACACUGCUCCACAAAAGUAAAGGAAGUUCAGAUAUUUUGAGACUGUUUCAAAAGUUUUCUUUUUUUUUCAAAAUUUUUUCAAAUAUGAAAAAUGGAAAUGUUCACCUACUUAUCUAAAUUAUUUAUUUGUCCAUUAUCUUAAAGUUUUACAGUUUCAGUUGAAAAUGUAUUCUUAAUUUUUGUAGUACCAAAUGAGUUCACUCGAAAAAUUGAAAAAAUUAAGUUCAGUAAAGGGUAUGACCUCCUUGCACAUCAAGCAAAGCUUGACAACGCCAUUGCUUAUUUCCGAUCAGAUUGUUGAUGUAGCCUUGAUCAAUUUCUCUCCAGAGUUGCGAUAGAAGACAUCUGAGUUCUUGAAGCGUAUAAGAAGGUGGUAAGUGAGAAUCUAAAGCCCUUUGUAGCUGAUCCCAAGCGUGUUCAAUGGGACUGAGGUCUGGCGACCGAGGGAGCAAAUGCGGAAUACCAUGGAUUUCCUGAAAAAAGUUAUAAAACGAGGAGCAAAAGUACCAUUCAGAUAUAAGAAAAUAUACUCGUUAUUUCUCAUGAAUGAACAGUUGGUAGACAAUAAUCGACAACUCUUGAAACGGUCACAACAUUUAUAACUUCUUCAAUUUGGUGGAGAAGUAUAUGUUAAUUAAAAUUCAUUUUUGUCUCUUCUUCUCUAUAGGAAACGUUCUAUGAUCUAUGAAUUUGAUUUCAAUCUCAAAAUAAAUACUCAUACAAAGAAACGAAUCUAACAUCACAACGAAAAUCGGCCUAUCUAGAAAUCUUGACUUUUGCAACUGCAAGACUGGGAAAUAUGUUGAACAAAGUGAAUUCCUCCUUUCUUAUUCUCCUGUUGCAACUGAACAAACUAUCCAACAGAAUACGUGGCGUUCAUAUGAUCAACUUCGAUAAUGACAAUAUUAUGUUAACUGAUAAUCGUUAAGUGGAUCAGAUGUUGAACUUGGAUUAGAUAGAUAAAUCAAAUUAAUCCAAAUUUGUAAGGAAUUGUAAAAUAUUGUAAAUAACCCUGAAGAGAUUUGUUCUGUUGAAUAUCUGAAAUCAAAUAAUGUUUUUAUUAUAUUAUUGAAGUGCUCCACCGGUAAUGUUAUCUAGAAAUAGCCUACGGAGUAUCAACACAUCGUUGAUAAUAAUGUAGGUAAUGCUUAACCUAACUUAUGUGUAAAGCCUUUCGUUUCCUCAUUGUUUCUCUUUGUUCCAUUUGAAAGUUUUUCGCUAAUUUUAAUCAUUCCACAAAAAUUCCAUUCUGAAGCAUUCCUUGUAUGUCGAAAACUCCCAGCCAUAUUUCUCCAAUCAUUUCUGCAGUUGUGCCAACAUUGAACUGGAAGUGAUUUCAUUAUUUUCAAUCCAUUAGAUCGGAAUUAUCAAUCUGUCAUUGAAUUGUUAGAUGGAUUCACAUUGGUUUAGAAAUAUACAACGAAUGUAGCAAUUAUUCCCAUUAUAUUAUUUCCAUUCAAUUCAUUCGCGAAAUAAACAGGAAUACUGGAGAAAUAUCGCAUGGAAUAACGUACAUUCAACUGUUUCCAGUAAUAUACUAAACAUAUUCAAAUGAACAAACUCUAUAACCAUAAGGUGAAUAUGAAUAGGUGUAGAUAAGAACAAGUUGUAUAUUUGAAGAGAAGUGAUAAUGUAUAUAAGAAUGUGAUGAAUAUUUAUUUAUAUACGGCUAAUUGAUUAUCUACAUAUCUUUGAAUUGUUUUUUAUUAUAAUAGAUGUUUAAAUACAUUUUUGAAUUAUGUGAGGCUUCUAAGAAUUCCAGGUAUCAAAACUAUUAAUGUACCUACCUACCUUCAAUCUGGCUUCUACUGAUCUGUAAGAUGUAAUGAUGAUCUAUUAUGUAUUAAUGAAAUUGUGAAUAAAAGCUUGAGACUAUUUUAUGUAAA
Messenger RNA from Harmonia axyridis, 6504 nucleotides. RefSeq names its product protein O-mannosyl-transferase TMTC1-like. Gene Ontology annotation, molecular function: protein binding; mannosyltransferase activity. NCBI's taxonomy places the organism in Eukaryota, Metazoa, Arthropoda, Insecta, Coleoptera, Coccinellidae. Gene Ontology annotation, biological process: protein O-linked glycosylation via mannose. Gene Ontology annotation, cellular component: endoplasmic reticulum membrane. The coding region runs from base 166 to 2937 and encodes 923 amino acids. The transcript is spliced from 10 exons. The record is from RefSeq and is a predicted model, not a curated record.